UAAAGGUUGCGGCUCCAGAAGAAAAGGUUUCGACUCUGAAAAAAAAGGAUGCCUUCCUCGAAGAAAAAGUUACCGCUUCAAAAGAAAAGGUUGUCUUCCCCGAAGAAAAAGUUGCAUCUGUGAGCCCUUCAAAGCGAUAUAACUUGGAGCACAAAUUAAAACAUAAAAAAGGGACUCUCGAGCAAACACGUAUCACAUCUUUUGCGACUCUUAUGAAAUUUGCGAGUAAAAAAAAUGAAAGCAGUAAUACGAAAACGAAGGCAAGUUUUUCAUAUA
Molecule: messenger RNA, 276 nt
Organism: Acaulospora morrowiae
Lineage: Eukaryota; Fungi; Glomeromycota; Glomeromycetes; Diversisporales; Acaulosporaceae
Source: the annotation of a GenBank genome assembly